GAAGUGUUCUACGAGAGAAGAAAAGAUGGCGAACUUGGUGCAGGCGACGAGCCAGAAGCAUUUUGAGGAGUUUCUCGCCAAGGCUGGAAAAUGCCUCACCGUGGUUCACUUCCAGGCUGCAUGGGCCCCCCAGUGCGGCCAAAUGAACGAAGUAAUGGCGGAGCUGGCCAAAGAACACACCGGCACCACGUUCGUGAAGCUGGAAGCGGAGGCGGUCCCGGAGGUGUCGGAGAAGUAUGAGAUUUCCUCGGUGCCCACUGUCCUGUUUUUCAAGGCCGGGGAGAAGGUGGACCGGCUGGACGGGGCUCACGCUGCGGAGCUCACCAAGAAGGUCCAGCGGCUGGCGGUGAGCGGGAGCCCGGCCGGAGCUGCGGAGGCGCCCGACCUGAACGAGCGGCUGAAGAAGCUCAUCAACGCGGGGCCCUGCAUGCUGUUCAUGAAGGGCUCCCCGCAGGAGCCCCGCUGCGGUUUCAGCCGGCAGAUCGUGGGGCUCCUGAAGGAGCAUAACAUCCAGUUCAGCAGCUUCGACAUCCUGUCCGACGAGGAGGUCCGACAGGGUCUGAAGACCUUCUCCAACUGGCCCACCUACCCUCAGCUGUAUGUGAACGGGGAGCUGGUGGGAGGCCUGGACAUCGUGAAGGAGCUGGCCGAGUCCGGGGAGCUGGAGAACACCUGCCCGAAGGCCGUCAGCCUGGAGCAGCGCCUGAAGUCCGCCAUCAACCAGAGCCCGGUCAUGCUGUUCAUGAAGGGCAACAAGGAGGCGGCCAAAUGCGGCUUCAGCCGGCAGAUCCUGGAGAUCUUGAACGGAACCGGGGUGGAUUAUGACACCUUUGACAUCCUGCAGGAUGAGGAGGUCCGGCAGGGGCUGAAGACCUACUCUAACUGGCCCACGUACCCGCAGCUGUACGUGAAGGGCGAGCUGGUCGGAGGUCUGGACAUAGUCAAGGAGCUGAAGGAAAGUGGGGAGCUGGUGUCGGUUCUGAAGGGGGAGUCUUAGGUGGAUGUCCUCCACCGUCCUCCACCCUUCAGACAGGGAACAAGAAGCUUCUGCAAGGGCCACAAACAGCAGCUCCACAGGGGCCUCCACAGGGGCCUGGAGAGCAAAGGUCAACAAGAACUUUCAGAUCGUAGCAGUUUGGUAGAUUCUCAUGCAAACACUGGAGACUCUUGAAAAAACAUCUUUCAAAUGUUUAAAAAGAAGGAAUAUAUGUGGGAUAAUGUCUUAACAUCCUGUAAUUUGGCCCCUCACAUCUGAUUCUGAUAAAAGCUUCUUUUGGUUUGAACUUUAAGGUUUUUCAGGUUCUUCAGAUUGUUCCUCUUUCAUGUUUUCCUCGGAAAUGUUUCAUAAACGGCUUUUCAGCUGUUUCUUUCAACUCCUGAGACUAACGCAGGUCCAUUUUCUUCCUUGAUGAAAACAAUUAUUAAAUGAAUUAAAUGAACAUGAAGAUGUUUGCUUCUGUUGUGUCUAAAGGUUACUGAACAUUAAUAAAUGAGUCGUCCUAUUUUCCUCUUGAAUAAAUCCCGGGUAGUUGCAUCAUAAAUCCCGUUUAACUAACGGACAUGAUGCUAUUCAAGCUGCAGCAGAACAACCUGACUGCACAGAUUAAACUGAAUAUCCUCAGAAUAUGAACAUAUUUCUGCAGUGUUAUGGAUCUGUGACCUGAUGAGAUAAGAUGCUGCGAUGCCUUGUCACAUAGACAUAAAUAUUAAGUUUAGAUUGUUUUGAUUUAUUUGAUUUACACCAAUAAAUAAGAAGUGAACACUGGAGGAGCUCAGGACAUUCAGAGAAGC
Molecule: messenger RNA, 1791 nt
Organism: Poeciliopsis prolifica (blackstripe livebearer)
Lineage: Eukaryota; Metazoa; Chordata; Actinopteri; Cyprinodontiformes; Poeciliidae
Product: glutaredoxin 3-like
Exons: 1
Coding region: 26-997 (323 amino acids)
Source: RefSeq, a predicted model, not a curated record